Diutina rugosa is the source of this 909-nucleotide messenger RNA. RefSeq names its product stress-responsive transcriptional activator (gene MSN4). Bases 1 to 909 code for a protein of 302 amino acids. Gene Ontology annotation, molecular function: DNA-binding transcription factor activity, RNA polymerase II-specific; RNA polymerase II cis-regulatory region sequence-specific DNA binding. NCBI's taxonomy places the organism in Eukaryota, Fungi, Ascomycota, Pichiomycetes, Serinales, Debaryomycetaceae. Gene Ontology annotation, biological process: regulation of transcription by RNA polymerase II. The record is from RefSeq and is a predicted model, not a curated record. The transcript has a single exon.
AUGGCGCUGCUGGCGCUGCUGCUGGCGCCUGAAAGCACUAUCGACGUGGCCGCCGACUCUCUGCCAGCGCCCACUCUCGUUCACCGCCACUCGGAGCCUGUCGGCGCUACCGAGGCGACGGUGGACCCUAAGGACCUUUUUGGCGGCACCAACAUGGCCAGCUUAGGCCUGUGGGGGGCGCCGGCACUGGCGACGCUGGCGGCGCUGUUCAUCCUUGAGCGCGGGCGCUCGCAGCUGUUGGGGCUGUUGCCCUUGGACUUUUCUUCGUUUGGCUUCGACUUGACGGCGCUGGCAACCGUGCGGGAUACGGUUGCCGACGUGCUGCCGUUGGGCGAGGUUGCCGAGGCGCUGAUGCCGGAUAUGGUGCCGGUGCUCACGGCUAAUGAUACCCUUGACGAUGUCCUGUUACCGGAGAUGCCACUGUUGCCCACGAUGCUGAUGAGCCUGUUGGCGCUGAUGCCGCCGUUGCCAUUGCACGCGGCUCCGUCGCAGGCGCCGGCGCCGGCACCGAUGGCAGCGCCGCAGGCAGCGCCAGUGGCGACGUCGCCGGUGGACACUGUCCCCGACUCGCUGGCGUCAGCAGCGGCGCCGGCGCCGCCGCCACGCAAGCGCGCCAAGCUGGAAGCGAUGGCGCCGACGUCGCCGUCGCUGGCCAACCCGGAAGACAUCGUCUACCCGUGCCGCGAGUGUGCCAAGGUGUUCAAGCGGCUGGAACACUUGAAGCGCCACGUGCGGCUGGUCCACCUGGACAUCCGCCCCUUCCACUGCAGCUACUGCGAGAAGAAGUUCAGCCGGCUGGACAACUUAGCCCAGCACACCAAGACCCACUUGCGCACCGACGCCGACGGCAACACCCUGGUGGUGUAUGGGAACCCCAACUCGCGCAAGCGCAAGCUGACGAGCGGGUAA